Messenger RNA from Rattus norvegicus (Norway rat), 15380 nucleotides. The record is from RefSeq and is a predicted model, not a curated record. NCBI's taxonomy places the organism in Eukaryota, Metazoa, Chordata, Mammalia, Rodentia, Muridae.
GAAAGGCCUUGGGAAAACAACUGGGAAGAAGUUAUGUUAUAAAGGUUCUACAUUCCACCGUGUGGUUAAAAACUUUAUGAUUCAGGGUGGGGACUUCAGUGAAGGUAAUGGAAAAGGUGGAGAAUCAAUUUAUGGUGGAUACUUUAAAGGUAAGGCCUGAUAUUUUGUGUUCUUUUGUUUUUGUUUCAGUUCUGAUAUAAAGCAAGUAUGUCGCAUACUUUAAUUCGAAGAGUUUUACUUGUAGUUCACGUUUGCAUGAAACUAAUGCUGCAUGAAAAUACUUUAUUUGCAUGAGUUUGGGGAUAAAUUAUAUUGUAAUAUAUAACUUUUAAUUGACAAGAUUAAUUAAGGCUAACUUUAAGGUUAAACAUGACUUUCAGCAUGGAGGUUAGGCAACUAUAUACAUGAAAACUCCUAUCUUCCUGCCUAAAACUGUCAACAUAUUCUUUUGUUUAUAGAGAAUGUGGUCUUUUGCAAAAUGAAAAGGUAAGAGAACGAAGCUCAGUAACACAAACUCCACUCUGCUCCCUUGUGCCCUCCUAAUAAAUCCAUGGACAGUCUGGUCAGGUUGUGCCUGGAUUUCUGUAUUGUUUGAAGACUUGGAAAAGAAUCUAUGUGAUUUCAUACAUGCAUCUGUGCCUUUGUUUCUUUACAAUGGGUUCUUAGUUCUGAUCAGGGAAAAAAAGAAGCUAGUUGUGGUUUUUGUUCCCUUAAGCCAAGCAAUUUCUUUGAAUAAAAAUUGGUAUUUUUUUCCUUUCUCAAAGGUUUGUAUAUUUUCUUUUGUGUACUAGAACUAUACGGUUGUAUUUUAUUCCUACAGUAGUAACAUUUCAUUAAGUCUAACUAUUACACUUCCCCAAAAAGCCUUAGAAAAGUCAGUUGCAGGAAUUUACAGAGGGCUCCAGCAUUGCUGGGCUCGAAUGCCAUCAUAGCUUCAGAGUGUGUUGGUCUUUUGUAUCUCCUUUGGAGAAACUGGAUCACUACAAGUUUUCAGAAGCCUGUCCCCAAGGUCAUCUUUUUUUUUUUUAGUUCUAAUGUUUCCUUUUGUUCUAAAGAUUUGUUUGUAUGAAUAUAGAAGGAAAUUUGGUUUUAAAGCUAUUUCUCCCUUCCAAAUAUUUACCAGGCCUGAUCCUGCUUAGCUUCUGAUGUUAGAGGAAAUCAAGCACAUUUAGGAUGAUAUGGUUGUCUAGUUUUAAAGGUACUUCUAUUGAAUUAAAGCCAUCUCUAUGUGAUGGUGAUGACGAUUUUCCCCCUUUCUAGCUGGUUGUAAUGGCUUGUAGCAACUUACACUUAAUGUUGUGGGUCGCUUUAAUAUGGCUAUUCUCUGUGGCAGAUGCUUUUGUAUCUUAAAAUAUUUUUAAAUGUUAUUAUACAAUAUUCUUCUUGGGUAAUUUUGUGAUCCUACUGAUACUUAAUUUAAUUUGAUGUUUUCCUAAAACAUUUAUAUAUAUGUAAUUUUUUUUUCUCAUAGACCAGCUUGACUUCAGUGGAAUAAUAAAUUUCCCAUACAAACGUUAAACAUUCAAGAUCAGACUUAUUCAAACCCCUAUGUAUCAUGUAUCAGGCUAAUUGGAAACUUGAAGAAAAUACAUUUUACUGUAGAGAUUUUUCUAAAAAUUAUUUGGCUAGAUUUCCCUGAGUCAGUAGCUUAUGUGUCAUUUAGCAAAGCGUGCUGCUGCUGGAAGUGACUGUUCUAAGGCUGUUUGUACAAAGUGUUAAAUACCUGCUCUUUUCCUCAAGGCUUUAAUUAGUAUCUUUUUGGCCUUUUUUGUGCUUUUUGUUAUUCAAUUAGUUAAUUUUUUUUCUACAUAUUGCCAAAUAUCUUACUGACCAGAAGAGGAGUUUCAUCCUUUGCUUUCAAUUUAGUACUUGAGCAUUACUUUAAAAGCUUCUUAUAAUUGGAGACUAACAAAUUUGUGUUUUCUUCAAACAGAUGAAAACUUUAUUCUCAAACAUGACAGAGCGUUCCUUUUGUCAAUGGCAAAUCGAGGGAAACAUACCAAUGGUUCCCAGUUUUUCAUGUGAGUAGGCAUAAUGAAGAGACGAGCUUUUCCUACAGAGAAGCGCUGUUCAUGAGAAAGAUGGGAUAGCCAACCUCAUUACUGCUCAGACUCUGACAGCUUUGGUUUUACUUUGUGUUUCUGAUAUCACAUAGUAACUGUAGUCUCUGCUGCUGCUUCAGUACUCAGCACAUACCUGGAUUUGAAGCAUGGAACUUAAAAAUGUAACCUGAGGGUAUGCAGUGUUUUCAAAAUAUGCUGUCAUGAGGAAAGAUAUAAUUUAACUUUAGCCUCUUCCUCACUUGAAGGCUCAGUUUACCUAGUUUGGAAUAUGAACUCAUGAUGAACAUGUGGAAAGUGUCCAUGAUGUAGCUGGGUUGGGCAGUGCAUGCCUUUAAAUCCAGUACUUGGGAGGUAGAGGCAGGCAGGUCAGCUUGGUCUACGUAGUGAGUUCAGGACAGCCAGUGAGCCACAUAAUGAGUGAGACCCUGUUUUAAAAAAGAAAGAAAAAAAGCUGGCCACGAUGUACAUCCAGAUGGAUCUUUCCAUCCUAGGAACAGGAAGGAGCUAGUUUGGAGACAUAGUCAUGUAAAUGAUCUUGUUUUCUCUCUAUUAGCCAGUUUUGUGAGAGGUAACAUUUUCUGAUGAGGUAUAGUAAAGUGAUUUGCUAUUUAGUCAGCAUUUCAGCAAAUUUGUAAGGUCUCUGUGCAUAAUGAAUUAAUACAAUAUUGGCUGUCAUUUUUGCCAAAAUUUGUAAAUUUUGCUUAGUACACUUUAAAGUUUCAAAGAGCCGAAUACCUUUUGGGCUGGCUGUUUGGUUCAGUGGGUGGAGCACUUGACACACAAGCCUGGCAACCUGAGUUUGAUCCUCACAGCCCACACAAAGGUAGGAGGAGAGAGCCAGCUCUCCAGUUAGCUUCUAACCUUUACAUGUGUGCCCCCCCACUACAACAUGCAUCAUACAAAAUAAUGUAUUUUUUUAAACAAUAUAUCUUGUUUGUAUAUAUAUGCACAACCUAAAUAAAUUCUCAUGUGGAGAGUUCUAAAGAAAACUCUUGGCAUACUUUUAAUUACAAUCUUCUCUAAACCUAUUUUUGUUUGUCUGGCCAUGUACAGUAUGAAGGAUAGUUGUCCAACAUGCAGCUUAGUACUUUAAUAAAAAUCUCUGCUGCUCUAUGUGUGUUGGAGAAAUACCUUAUUUGUGAUUUAUCACACGUUUUACAUCUUUCUGAAUGGAUAAAUAUGAAUGGCGCUUCCCUGUCUUUUAAAGAAGUCAGUUAUUCAUAUAAAAACUCACAUUUUAAGUUUGUCUGAAAGAUUUUCAACAUGAUCUGAAGAAGUUCAGAUAAGGGGCAUUCUGUUCCCAAGGAUGUCCUAAAAAUGGAAAGUUAGGAGAAGAUGAUGGUGCUGGAGUUACACGGAAAGCAGACUUGACAGUAGUUCCUGUGCCCUGUUUUGAUCCUACAGAUGAUCAGUGACACGUUUUCACUGGAGUAUUUUUCCUAUGCUUAUUCUUUGUUGGGGGCAGGGGUAGUGCAAAAUAAAGAGUUAAAGUUUUAAAAACUUUCUGUGGUAACUCCAUGUCUAAGCCUCUUUGUUUCCAUUUUUAAGCUUAUCUGAACUGUGAACAUGAAAAACUAACGAUUCAUUGGUCAGGAUGGGGCCAUCUGAGGGCUCUAAAGUUUCUUUUUAUAUUAUUACAUCUAAAAUUGUCCUUAUUCAGGUAGUUGCAGUCUUUUACCACUAUUACAUAUAGUUAGCUUAUUCAUGUAGCCUUCUGUUAGAAUCUAGGACAUGAAGUCUUUAUCCUCUGGUAUUUAAUUGCUACUUAAAUCUCUAGGAACAUUUAGUAAGGCUGUUAGUGCUUUCUGUGUGGCCUAGUUUUGUAUUAGACUACUGUUUGGAGAGGAACACAAAUGAAAAUUUUUGAAUCAAUAGAUUAGGAAUAAAAACUUGUAAGCAGUGUCUAUAAUUAGCUAUAGACAGCUGUAAAAUCACUAAAUGCAUGAUAAAAGAAAAAUUUCAAUCUUCAGUUUGGUGAAAAUUUAUUUGAAAGGAGUUUACAGUCUUACAUGUAACAUUUUGCACCCACAAAAGUUUGUUCUAAUUUUUAAAAAAGUAACUUGUAUGCCUAUGUGUUGUUUUAUGGUGGCUGAAAAUUCAAGUUCCCAUGAGUUGCAAGGUAAAAUCAAACUAGUGUUCACAUUUCUAAAUGAAAUGUAUCAUGACUACUAUGGAAAGGAUAGAUAGAACAGAAAUGGUAGCCAAUAAAGAAGAGAUCUUUGAAAUUCUGUAUCUUGCAAGCCCAUGUCUUUUUGGCACUGGAAGAGAUAAAAGAAUAAUAUAGUGUCCGACUUGUGUCUAUAAUCAUAGCUGAGACCUACCCAGUGACUUCCCAGUAAGCUCUGGGUUUGUCCUGCAUGUGGCACCUUGGGUAGGAGUUCUGAGCAGAAAGAAAGGACAUUGUAAAAGCAUCUUUGUAUGUCUUAUGGACUAGUUCAUUGGCCUUACGAGGACCUGUAAAACAUCCACACAAAACGGUACUCAGUUUGUGCCCCACAAAUCUACUACAGUUCCUGACCAGUAAAUUUGAUGCUGUUAGUGUACUGUGUGGCAGUCCCUCAGGAAAUGUUGUGACGUGUGUUCUAACUGUUGUCUUGAUUCUCACACAGUUAGCAAUUUCCCUUCCUAAGAUGCACACUGUUUGUGUUCAUAAUUUUGCAUAUAUUGUUUUCUUUGGCUGUAACUGUAUCUUCGUGUGUGAAGAGAGAGAAUAUAUAUAGGUUUUCUUUACAGCUAAUUGUAAUUUUUACCACUAACUGCUUGUGUUGACUACUAUAUAAACUGUGGUGCUUCUGUUUUGGGAGCUUACAUAGAAGAAAAGACUGUCUUUGGAAUAGUACUGCUUGAGAAUUGGAAAGGAAGGGAUAUGUGGCCCCAUCCUUACAAACUACGAAGGAAAUAAGGGCUUGCUCACAUUUUAAAGGAGCUCAGACUCUUGGCACCACACUUACGAAGCAACACACGGACCAAGCCAACCUACAUUAGUGUUCACUCAGUAUGUCUCUCUCUAGGUCAGGUAUGAAAAAAAAACACAAUAAAAGCUACAGGGCCGGAAGUGUAGUUCAGUGGUGGAGAGCUUGCCUGGUGUGCUCAAGACUAUAGGCUCAGUCACGAGCACUGCAGAAAACAAGUAAAGUAAUGAAUAAAUCAGGUAAAAGCUAUAGAGUUAGAGAGUUGAACGGGGCUUAGAGAUCAUGUGGAAUAAGUUUUAUCUUCUGUAGAGAAUGAAUGCUAAGUGAGGAAGAAAUAACUCUCCCUAUUCAGGUUGCUUUAGGAUCUUUUCUCACAUUCUGGAGAAGAAAGCUGCUGGCUGCAUGCUGCAGGGUUAUAAGCACUGGAUUCUGAAUCACUGUAGUAAGGCGGGGGCAUUCUGCUGAGAAGAAAAUGGCACUUGGAGAACUUUUUUUUUAAUUUAAAACAAUCAUUGGAAUGAUAAUUCUGGUACUAAUUUUUAUUGUCUAUAGUCAUUGAGAAGAUAGGAACACAUUAUAUAAAACAGUGUUAGAAAGGUUAGUUUGUAACUUUAUUAUUUCUUUCCUGAGUUGGAAUAUGUACCUAGUUACCUGGUUUUAGCCAGGUGUGGUGGUUCAUGCCUGUGAUCCCGGCAAUUGGGUGGCUAUGGAAGGAGAACGAAUGGUUGCGAAUUUGAGUACAGUCAUUGUACGACACACAAAAGCAGAAAGACCCUGUCCAAAAACAAACAAAACCGCAUAUACACACAAAAGAAAUCUUGGUUUUAGCUGUUUUUCUGUACCUUGUGUUACUUUGUUAAAAAAAAAAUCCGUGUGUGUGUGUGUGUGUGUGUGUGUGUGUGUGUUCUCAACACACAUGUGAACAGAAGUUAGAAUUUGAUAUUGGUUGUCUUCCUUUGACAAUCCCGUUUCCUUGAUGUUUGUGGACAGUCUGUCACUGAGCCUGGAACUCUCUAUAGAGUCCCCUAGGCUAGUUGGCUAGGAGGCCACGUGACCUUCCUUUCCAUGCCCUCCCUGGAACUUAGCAUUACAGGCUCAGGCUCCUAUACUUGGCAGUUAAGUGGGUGCUGGCUAUCAAAUGAGGGUCCCGCAUGCUUAACUCUACGUACCCUCAAAUAGCCCCACUUUUAAGGUAAACUAUAAAUGUUUUGGUAGAAAGUGUCAUAGGAGAAAGAGCAUGCCUUAUAGAAAGAUCCUACAUUUCUGAGUAAAUCAAAGACUUUGUAUACACACAUUCUUGUUUGUAAUUACUCUCUAGCUACCUAAUACUCACACCUGAAAAGCACCUCAAAAGGUCGAGCAGCAGCAGUCUUCCCCUUGGCUGCUACUAAAAUAUUAAAUAAUUUUUUGUUCUGCUUAGGAGUGUUUUGCCUGCAUGUGUGUGUGUGUGUGCCAUGGGCAUGCAAUGCCAUUAAAGGCCAGAAGAGGGCAGUGGGUGAAUGCCCUGGAACUAGAAUUGUUGUGAGCUGCCACUUGGGUACUGGGCAUUAAUCCUGAGUCUUCUGGGAGAGCAGCCAGCUCUUAUGGUGAGCCAUCUCUCCAGCCUCAGUGGAGGCCUCUUAUGGCUUUAAAGCUUUGGUGAAUAGACUGUCAUUGGCCACAGGUCUAGUCAUGAAUAUUUUUAUGAAAACAAAGAUAAUAUAGAAAAGCCCAACUUAAUAUCUAAACAAGAUUUCUGGUUAUUUUUUUCUGUUUUGUUUUUGUUUUUUAAUUUUCUUUUUCUCAGUGCUGGUAAUCAGACUCAGUGACCUUGUAAAUGUUAAGCAACAGUUCUCUCAGAUAUUCACCCACCUACCUGCCUCUUCCUCUCAACUGCUGACAUUGAAGACAUGUGCCACCAUACCUAGCUUAUUGAUUAUAUGUAUGAGGUUGUUAUUUUUCUUUCACUUUUUAUUUUAUGUGUAUGGGUGCUUUACCUGCAUGUAUGUCUGUGUACCACCGGGAUAAAAUGUCUCUGGAGGCCAGGUCCCUGAGACUGGAUUCCAUGGCUGGUUGUGAGCUGCCUGCGGGUGCUAGGAAAUAAAACGAGCUCUGAUCCUGGAAGAGCAGUAAGUCCUCUUACCCACUGAGCCGAGUCUCUGGUCCCUGUUUAAUACAGCAUAAAUGGGAAGGGCGCUAGGAUUGCUUUAUGUCAUUUAAAGUCCCACUUAAAAGCAACUCUUCAUCUAAUGAGAGAGGAACAUUCAUUCUAAGGUGAUUGGCUAGGUGUUUAAUAAAUCCGUUUUGGCACUUUGGCAAGCAGAAGUAGGUUUGGGAGAAAUGUCUCACCCACAUAUUCAUAAAUUUGUGUGAGAGACAAUGAUAUUAAAUGUGACCUUAGUCACUGUGUUUGUUUGUUGUUGCUUUGGGUUUUGUUUUGUUUUGUUUCUGUGGAAGGUAAUAACUCCAUGCCAAUUUCACAGUUUUUUGAGAGGAAAGGAGUUAUGAUAUUUGAACCUUAAUGCCACUUUCCCUGAAUUUCAGGUGUCAUCUAAUACCCUUGUUUAGAAUUAGUCAUUUAGUGGUUAUGUGAUAAUGUUAUCAGUAAGGAAAGACAUGUUGUAUCUAGUUACAAUUCGUGUGUAUAUAUAUUUUUAUGUUAGUGUUGAAAUUUAGAAAACUUUUCUUUGAGUGACCUUGGGAACACAGAGCAUUGUGAUGCUGGCUCACUCACUGCCUGAACACAAGCUGUGUUACCCUAGGGUUCCCUGCUUUGUGACAGCUUCAUUUCACUGUGAAGGAAAGAGUUGUGUGAUAAAGACGACAUUAACAUAGUUGCUUUUAGUGCCUUCUUACUUUAGGCCUGAAGUACCUUCCUGUCUUACACUCUGGAAACUGCAUGGUUUCAAACUUGUUUUUUCUGAUACUUAUGCCUAUAUGAGAGAUUUUAAGUCACUUUCACAACAUUUUAAUAUUUAAUAUAUCUAAGAUCCUAUCAAACUUUUGUUCAGGAAUAAGUGGUUUUUGGUUUGUAUAGUAAUUGAUUUAAAAAAAAAUUUAUUAGUUAAAAUUCAUCAGUAUUGGGGUUGGGGAUUUAGCUCAGCGGUAGAGCACUUGCCUAGCAAGCGCAAGGCCCUGGGUUCGGUCCCCAGCUCUGAAAAAAAGAAAAAAGAAAAAAAAAUUCAUCAGUAUUGUUCAAAAUAAAAUUUGCAUAAGGGGAAAAUCAGAUUAAAUAUAAAAGUCCUCUGCCCAGGAUUUGACUUCAUUCUCUAAGGCUGUCACCUCUAUUGCUUUUUAAGCCUCAGAGAAGAUCCUUAAAGUUCUAAUUUUGCCUUUAUUACUGUUUCUAUUAAUUCUGUCCUAUGACAUAACAGCUUAAGGACAUACAUAAAGUAGUGAGCAUAGUCCAGAUUCUGACCAAAACAUUCUCCAGGGUUCUGUUCUGUUCUACACAAUCAAGAAAACUUUGAAAGGCAGAAGCAUGAAAAUGAAUUAAACUGGUUAAGUUUCCCAAGUUUUGUUUUGAAUUAUCUAAACUUAGUUUUGGGGGGGGGGAGGGUGAAUUCUUUGCCUUCUACCAGAAGUCCCAAUUUCUGAGUAUUUAAAAUUGUAUAUCUGUCCAUACUCGUGAUGUAUUACCUUACUGAGAAAGAUGGCAUAGCUAGUCUCUGAGAUUAUAAAAGGAACUUUCAUGUUUUAUGAGCUGUUACCAACCCUUGUGUUAAAAUAUCAUGAGUUUAAGAAGAUCUCUACAAGGCCUUUUCAAAACAAAAUUCAUCUCUUCAUAAGUAUCUUACGAAAGAAAAUUUAGAGCCCUCUAUUUUAAAAAGCUUUCUUGCUUUGCAUAAAACUCUAAAAGUUUAAUUUCAAAGUUAUAUUGAUAUUAAAACAUAAAUUCAGUCUUGUCUUAAAAGUGUAUUACAAUUUAUUUCUUGCCAUUUUUGUGUAAAAUUUGCAGAAACAGUGUUACACCGUGCGCUCCAAAGAACUACAAAGCCUGCUCCACACUUGGAUGGGGUUCAUGUUGUCUUUGGACUGGUUAUAUCUGGUUUUGAAGUAAUUGAACAGAUUGAAAAUCUGAAAACGGAUGCUGCAAGCAGACCUUAUGCAGAUGUCCGAGUUAUUGACUGUGGAGUGCUUGCCACAAAGUUGACAAAAGAUGUUUUUGAGAAAAAAAGGAAGAAACCAACACAUUCAGAAGACUCGGACUCUUCUUCCAACUCCUCUUCCUCUUCAGAGUCAUCCUCAGAAAGCGAAGUUGAACGAGAGAGAAUCAGAAGGAGGAGACAUAAGAGGAGGCCAAAAGUCAGACAUACUAAAAAGAGACGGAAAGAGAUGAGCGGUUCAGAGGAACUGAGAAGGAAGCGCACAGUGAGCCCUGAGGGUUACUCUGAGAGGAGUGAUGUGAAUGAAAAAAGAUCAGGUGAUUCAAACACUAAAAGAGAAAAGCCCGUUGUUCGACCAGAAGAGAUUCCUCCAGUUCCCGAGAACCGAUUUUUACUUAGAAGAGAUGUGCCUGCCGUCGCUGUGGAGCCUGAACAGAAUGUUCCAGAUGUUGCACCUGUUGUAAGUGAUCAGAAACCAUCUGUAUCAAAGUCUGGACGGAAAAUCAAGGGAAGAGGAACAAUUCGCUAUCACACACCUCCAAGGUCAAGAUCCCACUCCGAGUCCGAAGAUGAUGACAGCAGUGAAACCCCACCUCACUGGAAGGAGGAGAUGCAGAGACUGAGAGCCUACAGGCCACCGAGCGGAGAGAAGUGGAGCAAAGGAGACAAGCUAAGUGACCCCUGUUCAAGCAGAUGGGAUGAAAGGAGCUUGUCCCAGAGAUCCCGAUCAUGGUCCUAUAAUGGGUACUAUUCAGACCUUAGUACAGCAAGGCACUCUGAUGGUCACCACAGAAAACGCCGGAAGGAAAAGAAGCUUAAGCAUAAAAAAAAAGCUAAAAAGCAGAAACAUUGCCGAAGACACAGACAGACAAAGAAGAGGAGGAUAGUUAUGCCACCUGAUUUGGAACCCUCAAGAUCUCCCACCCACCGAGUGAAGUCCUCCAGUGUUGGAGAAAGGAGACCUCACGCCUCCUCAUCCUCUCAGUGCUCGUCAAAGCGGGAUUGGUCCAAAUCAGACCGAGAUGACCGGAGCGCUUCCACCCGCUCCAGCAGAGACUCCUACAGAUCCAAGUGUCAUUCAGGAUCAGAUUCUAGAGGGAGCUCUAGAUCAAGGGCUGCGUCAGAAUCCUCAUCGCGCUCUCAUAAUAGAUCAAAGUCUAGAUCUAGUUCCAGGUCUGGGCCCCGAAGAACAACAUCAGUAUCCCCCAAAAAACCUGCUCAGCUGAGUGAAAAUAAGCCAGUUAAGACAGAACCUUUAAGGUCAUCAAUGCCACAGAAUGGAAGUGUGCUUGUGCAGCCAGUGGCAGCAGAAAACAUUCCUGUAAUACCAUUGAGUGACAGCCCUCCCCCUUCUAGGUGGAAGCCUGGACAGAAGCCCUGGAAGCCCUCUUACGAGCGAAUUCAGGAGAUGAAAGCUAAAACAACCCACUUGCUGCCUAUACAAAUCACAUACAAUUUAACAAAUGUUAAAGGAACUGUGAGUUCCUCGUCUUAUCACAAAAGAGAAAAAGCUUCAGAAAGUGAUGGGAGUGCUUAUUCAAAGUACAGUGAUAGAAGUUCUGGAAGCUCAGGAAGGUCAAGGAGCAAGUCUUCUAGGAGCAGGUCAUCCUCCAGAUCAUACACGAGGUCAAGGUCACGAAGUGUACCUACGUCCCGCUCGCUCUCUAGGUCUCCAUCCUCUAGGUUUCACUCGCCAGAUAAGUACAGUGAUGGCUCCCGGCACAGCAGGUCAUCUUCAUACACUUCUGUUAGCAGUGACAAUGGAAGACGAGCCACAUUUAGAUCCAGCAGGAAAAAAAGUAUCACUUCAAAUAAAAGACACCGCAGCAGCUCUGAAAAGACACCUCACAGUACAUACGCCAAAGGCAGAGAGAAGUCUUCACGUCACAGGAAGUAUAGUGAAAGCAGAUCAUCUUUAGAUUACUCUUCAGACAGUGAACAGUCACAUGUUCAAGGAGUACACUCAGCCCCAGAGAAGGAAAAGCAGGGAAAAGUGGAAAUGUUGAAUGGUAAACAGGGGAAAGGCAGAGAAGAAGGAAAAUCCAAGCCUGAAUGGGAAUGUUCUCAUUCUAAAAAGAGAACUCUGAAAGGUGAUCUUCCUGAUCACUCUAGAGGUGACAGUGUGUCCAAAGGAAAGAACUGUGCUGGGAGUAAAUGGGACUCUGAAUCAAACUCAGAACAAGAUGUGACAAAGAGCAGGAAAAGUGAUCCCCGGAGAUGUUCUGAUAAGGAGGAGGGGGAAGCUUCAUCAGACUCCGAGUCAGAAGUUGGCCAGAGUCACAUCAAAGCCAAACCCCCAGCCAAACCUCCAACAAACACUUCCCUGCCUGGCAGCGAUGGUGCCUGGAAGUCUAGGAGGUCACGGUCUUCAGCCUCUGAAUCAGAGAGCUCCUGCUCCAACUUGGGGAACACUAGAGUGGAGCCCCAGAAGCAAAAACAUUUGAAGGAUAGUCUUAAAGGGGAGAGAGAGAAAUCAAAAGCCAAAAAAGACAAAAGGCACAAGGCUCCAAAACGGAAGCAAGCUUUCCACUGGCAACCUCCACUCGAGUUUGGGGAGGAGGAGGAGGAAGAAGAGGAGGUGAAUGGAAAGCAACUUAUGCAGGACCCGAAAGAGAAAAAGCAUGUCUCUGAGAAGUAUGAGGCUGUGAAAGACAAUACUCCAAAAGGAGAGAAAACCUGUAAUGAAGGUAGCUGCCCAAAUAAACCCAAAAUGGGUACUUUAGAGCAGGACUCACUUGCAGAGGGUGAGCAUGAUCUCAACUCUUGCCCUGCACCUCUGAAAGUGGAGGAAAACUCGACCAGCUCUCCCCCUAGCACCCAGCACCUUGAAGAGCCUGUCCCAGGUGGAGGGGAGGAUGUGCUUCAGACAGAUGACAACAUGGAGAUUUGCACCCCCGAUAGGACUUCCCCUGCAAAGGGAGAGGGGGUGUCCCCUUUAGCAAACCACAGGCUAGACAGCCCAGAGAUCAGCCUUAUUCCAGAGCAGGAUGAGCACAUAGCACAUCCCAGAUCAGGAGGGAAACAAGAGAGCAGUGUGUCUGAAAGCAAGACCUUGGGUGAAAGUGGGGCUAAACAGGACAGCUCUACCAGCUUGACCAGUCCUGUAGAGAUUGCUGGAAAGAAGGAGGGGGCUGAGAAGAGCCAGGUGAACCUCACAGAUAAGUGGAAGCCACUGCAAGGUAUAGGGAAUGUGGCAGUGUCUGCUGCAACCACAUCCAGCACUGUAGAUGUAAAGGCUUUGUCUACCGUGCCUGAAGUGAAACCACAAGGCUUGAGAAUAGAAAUCAAAAGCAAAAAUAAAGUUCGGCCUGGGUCUCUCUUUGAUGAAGUAAGAAAGACAGCACGCCUGAAUCGGAGGCCACGGAAUCAAGAGAGUUCCAGUGAUGAGCAGACACCUAGUCGGGAUGGCGAUAGUCAGUCCAGGAGUCCACACAGAUCUCGAAGUAAAUCUGAAACCAAAUCUCGACACAGAACAAGGUCUGUCUCAUACAGUCACUCACGAAGUCGAUCUAGAAGUUCCACCUCAUCUUACCGAUCAAGAAGCUACUCUAGAAGCCGAAGCAGGGGCUGGUAUAGCAGAGGCCGAACCCGCAGCCGGAGCAGUUCCUAUGGAAGUUUCCAUAGCCACAGGACAUCCAGCAGGAGCCGGUCCAGGAGCAGCUCCUAUGACCCCCACAGCCGCUCCAGCAGAUCCUACACCUACGACAGCUACUACAGCCGGAGUCGUAGCCGCAGCCGCAGCCAGAGGAGUGACAGUUACCAUCGGGGUAGAAGUUACAACAGGCGGUCCAGGAGUAUUAGGUCCUAUGGCUCGGACAGUGAAAGUGACAGAAGUUACUCUCGUCACCGGAGCCCCAGUGAGAGCAGCAGAUACAGCUGAGGUGUCUCUGUACAGGUUGUGUCUUAACUGUAAAUACCUGGUAACUUAAAGUGUACGAAACUGGACGGCAAUCUGUUGUGUGUUAGUCUUAGACCUCAAUCCAGUAGUGGGUAUUUCUUGUCACUUGCUUACAUGUGUGCAGAAGAAUUUAAAGUGCAGAUGUCCCUAGAAAUAUUUUUAUGCCCCAUUUUACAGUAGGCAACUAUGGAAUUUUCAUUUUCUUGAAUCAAGAAAUAAUAAAUUUGAUGUUAAGUAUAAUUUGCAGUGUUACUGUAGGUAGGUUUUCUAUGUAUCACAUUGUCCAUAGAAUCCAGGUUUCUUUUUGUCAGUGUUUCAGGUUUUAGUGUCCAUGCUGCCAGACAGAUUUGUGGAGAGCUGUCACAAGACACAUGUUUCUGUGUCCCCAUGCUGGUUGUCUUCUCUAUACGCUGUCAGAUCAGACUGUCCACAUCCGUAUUGAUUAUGGCCAGGUGUGCAGGGUGGUAGCCCAUACCACCAUGUCUGCAGCAGUCCGUUCCAGCUGUGAACACCCACACUGUCUAAGGGCUCUGCCUUCUCACAGUGAAUGCCAGAAGCUCAGAUAGUGACUGUGUUGCCACCCCAGCUCCUGCUUUGGUGCUUGGUGCCUUUGGCCCCUCAUACGUCGUAUCAUCAUUUACAGCAUUUCCCGAUGCCAGGAAAUGAAUUGUGAUUUUUUUUUUUUUUAAUUCACUGGCACCAAAAAUUAUUUCUUCUGAGCUGGAUUCACUAUGGGUGUAGGGGCUUCUCCCAAACACAGAUAUGUGGUGCAGGUCCCUUGAAACAGAACCUGUAAGACUGGUCAUCUUGUUCUGCACGUGUGCUAAAGAGCCAGCUACAGAUGGGGCUUCAGACGUCACUCUCACUGUGUCAGCAGCAGCAGCCCCGCCUCAGCCAUCUGUUCUGUUCGUGUUGAGACCCCACUGGCUCCAGGAAGUUCUGCCUGAUGGAGGAGACCCAGGACAGAAGUUGGGGACAGACGGGUGGCAGGCCCCAGGAAGAAUCUAACCUGUCAACCUGUCAAAACUAGUGUGGGUUUGUUUCUUUGUUUUACUCUUUAGUUCACAUUCUUUCCCCAAGUGUACUUAAUCACCUUAGUGCCGGUUUAAUCCAGUUCACAGAAUUCCUGUCAGGUAUAUGGUGUAGAAGUCUAUACCAUCCUAUUUCACCCAGACCUGGCUGGUGUAUUUAGGAAGAGAAAAAGCCUUGGGAUCUUACUAAUGUCCUGGUCAAAUUGAGGGCGGGUACUGGGUGUAUGAAAAUAGUCUUCCAGGGCCAUGUGGCUCAGUGAUAGAUAGCAUGUGCUUAGCACGCAUCUAGCUAUGGGUUCGGAGAUUGGCACCCCACAAAUGCUGCUGUCACUCUGAUGUGUGUAAACAGCCGGCUGUUGUUCACCAUAUCUGUAAAUUAGUUAAUUAGAAAGCGGGAUAACAUCAGAACUCAGUGCUUGGCAGAUUAAAUAUGUGGUUUAUAGUGAGUGGUUCCUCCCCCAACCCCCACCCCCUUUAAAGUUGCCUACAAAGAAGGGUGUUUGAAUCUAGUAUUCGCUGGGAAGAAUGCAUUCAAGAGGACAAACACACUGACAAAUGGAAUUAGUAAGAAAAGGUCACUAUUGGGCCAUAUAUUAUUGUUCGGUUGUUGCGUACGUAACAAGUCAUCACAAAUUUCUCAGCCUAAGAGUGCCCGUGUGUCAUUGACUAUCAGGCAUGGUAGGUUCAGAGGCUCAAGGCUAUGACUAAGGGCUGGAAGGGUGCAUUCCUCACAGCGACUCUGGGAAGGAGUGACUUUCUCAUAGACUGCAGCUGGGGCUCUAGACCCCUUGGAGGAUGCCCGCAUCCCCUGCUGUAGACCUUGCCAUGAUCUUCAACCAACAGAGACCCUUUGAAUCUUCGUCUUUCUUCAAAAUCUCUGCCUUCCUCCUGCUUUAAGGGUCAAUGUAACUAUACCAAACCCCAGAGAUAAAUCUCUACUUGCAGUCCCAUGGCCCCAGAGGAGUUAGAGACAUUGGCAGGUUCUGGGGAUUAGCAUAGGGAGAGGAAGGGCAUCCACCUACCACCUACUGCCACUGUGGACAGGGUUUAACCUGUACCAGACAGGCGCUCAUAUUCAGUAGUGUCAGCCUUGCUGUUUAUACCCAAGUGAACUACAGAAAUGGCUUUUCUUCCUAACCAGGAUCAUUCUGUAUUUUGAAGUUAUUUUUUUAAUAAAAUUGAAUUAUGUUGUGUAAUGUGCUUAAUAGAAAAUGCUUUAUUGGAUGAUUUUGUAACAUCCUGUUUACUGCAAGUGGCAUAGUUGAUAUUGUUCAAAAAUGUAGAAAAUACUUUUGUACAUACUAGCAGUGUCUAAUUUGUAUAUACUUCUAUUAAAUUUCUCUACAACUUGAAAAGGCUCUUGUAAAAAUGAAAAUACAUGCAAAAUUUGA